Molecule: messenger RNA, 228 nt
Organism: Brugia pahangi
Lineage: Eukaryota; Metazoa; Nematoda; Chromadorea; Rhabditida; Onchocercidae
Source: the annotation of a GenBank genome assembly
AUGAGUCAUUCAUUUAGAUAUGUCAUAUUUGUUUUUGCACUGUUAAUCUUCUGUUCAGUGAUCUACAAUCCCAGAUUGGAACUACAAACAAAGAGCCCAAAAAUCCUAAUUGAAAUAUCUGAUGAAUUCAUAUGCAUUCUAUUACAACAGAAUAGUGAGGACAAUAAACUGUUUGACAGAAAGAAAUUUACUGAUAAUGGAAAGGUGAAACGAUAUGCAGGAAUUUGA